AUAUAGUUUAUUUUGAAAACAUUUAGUUUUUUUUUGGCUUUUUCGAUUAUUCCGUUUUACCCUCCGUUACCCACUUAAUUGUUGUUGUAUCUCAAUUUAGCGUAUUUACUAAAUAAAAUCUGUGAAAAGAUCCUUUGGAAGCAUAGGGUGCAACCAAGCAAUAUGAAAACAGAGCCUGUUCAUGAGAUGUGCAACAACCAUACGCCUACAUGAAUCGGUUUAAGUGGAAUUCUAGUACAGUGGAUAUGAAAGCAAUAGUGUACUUCAUUAAUGUGUCUUCUAAAACAUACAUGAUCAUACUAACCAAAAGUUAUUAGAAACGACAAAUGUACUUGAUCAGUUCGCUACAUAGUAAAUCGUGUUAUGUUAACAGUCUUGUGAUUUUUAAUAAUGUCUCUGUACUUAAAAUAGCUUGUCAUUUGUAUAAAUAUUUUAAGAUUACCUUGCAGAAAAUUUUACAUGUCCAGAAGACUACGCCAAAUGUCCUGGUAGUUUCUGCGUACCGUUAAUGUAUGUGUGUAACGGUAGAAUAGACUGUUCUGAUGGAUAUGAUGAAAAAGUUUGUGCCUGCAAAAACCAAAGAAAAAUUAUUAUAAUGACCCCGGGAACAAAUGACGAUACGAGAUUUUUAGAGAUAGCGGCCAGACUCGGAGGACUACUGUUUACAGAAAAAAGUGAAGUGAAGGUUGUUAAAUAUGAACCAAUAGCAACAAACUUCCAAAGAUUAGAAAAGAGUUCCUCUAAACCUAUUAUAACCUUUCAUAUUUCGGAUAUUUUGUCAAAUAGUGAGCAUUACAGAAAACCAUUCAAACGUAAAGACCUUACUGAACAAGGUAUCAAAUAUUUCUUAGAGGACUUUUAUGAAGACGUAAACGAACAUGUUACUUUCGGAAUUAUAUUGUUAACCGAUGAAAAUACAGAGACCUAUUUAGAAAGUGUUAUAUUUCAACAGCUUGAUCAAAUGGAAAAAGGCUCUUUAAAGACAGUUUUCAAAUACCAUGUAGUUAUCGAUAGGAAUGCCAAAACUGAAAUUUCCCAUAUUAACAAGGGCAUUGUAAGAGAAAUAAAUGUGAGAAAUGCUGAUAUUCUUGGAACAAUUGGAAAUCAAAUUUUCCCGGAGUUAUGUGACGGAACAACGCUGCCAUGCCACGGGAGGUAUCGAUGCCUCCUCAGUAAAGUAUGUAUACCACUUAAUCAAGUAUGUAACAAUCGGAAAGAGUGUCCAUACGGUGACGACGAAGACAACUGUAACUUCCAAUGCCCCAAGAGUUGUUCUUGCGGCUCAUUAAUUAUAAACUGUUCAAAUAUGGAAACUACGAAUGUCACAUUAAGUGGGUUAAUACCGGCACGUGUUUUAGAUCUCAGUAACUCAACAUAUAUUUGCACAGAUUUUUUAGAGCGAGAUAGUAUAAGACGAUCUUUCACGUUUUUAAUUUCCCUAAACAUGUCUUAUUGUAAUAUAAAGACUUUAUCAUCGUACACAUUUAGCGGUCUAAACAAUUUAAAGACUCUCGACUUAUCAUUCAAUACAUUCACGAAACUGCCUACUAAUGUAUUCGAUCAGUUGAAAGUCUUGAAACACCUCAUACUUACAGGUAACAACCAGCUUAUGGAAAUAGAGCCGGGGGCUUUAUAUGGCAUUUCAUUAAACAAUCUAACUGUAAGUUAUACUAAAAUACACACGUUAUCAGCCGACAUGUUUAAAGGACUUUGUUUAGAUUAUCUAGAUUUGUCACAUAAUGAAAUUACUGACGUACAAGAUUUUGCAUUCAAUUCACUUGAAUCAAAUACCAUUGAUAUACGAGAAAAUCCUAUCACAACAUUCGCUGGUAAAAUGUUUUCUGGCAUUAUUAACGUUCAAAAGCUAAAGACACCUGCAUUCAAAUUUUGCUGCAUCCGGCCGUCAAGUCUUAAAGAAGAAGACUGCCUACCUUACAAGGAUGAAUUUUCCUCUUGUGAAGAUUUAAUGAGAAAUGGCACCCUUCAAGCACUCAUGUGGACCAUUGGGAUUUUAGCCCUCCUUGGAAAUAUUUUAUCGCUUGUGUAUAGACUUUUAUACGAUAGAAAGAGAUUGAAACUUGGUUAUGGAUUAUUUGUAACAAAUUUGGCCAUCGCUGAUCUAUUCAUGGGAGUAUACAUGCUGAUAAUUGCAGUAGCAGACAAAAGUUUUAGAAACAGAUAUAUUGAAGUUGACGAGUACUGGAGAAACAGUGUUUGGUGUCGGCUAGCUGGAGUUCUAUCAACAGUUUCCUCAGAAGCAAGUGUGUUAUUUAUGUGCCUCAUCACUAUUGACAGAAUUCUCGUUAUAAAAUAUCCUUUUGGACAACUUCGGUUUAACGUAAAGUCUGCCACAUGUGCCGCAAUAGCAACGUGGAUAUUUGCCCUAAUCAUUUCCCUAUUACCGGUUAUCUACACAGGAUACUUUGAAGGACAGUUUUACAGCAAAUCGGCAGUUUGUCUAGCUUUACCCCUGACACGUCAGCGUCCACCCGGAUGGUUGUAUUCUAUUUUACUAUUCAUAGGAUUCAACAUGUUUACCUUCAUACUGAUCGCUGUUGGCCAGUUGCUAAUCUAUGCAGAAAUUAAGAAACAAGCUUCUUUAAGGAAAUCACUGAACAGUACACGUACGAACGAUCUGAAGGUAGCAAGAAAUCUUCUACUACUUGUGACCACUGACUUUAUGUGUUGGUUUCCAAUAGGAAUGAUGGGUGUUUUAGCUUUGGCAGGGCAUACUAUUCCAGGAGAGGUGUAUGCUUGGACAGCCGUUAUUAUUUUGCCGAUUAAUUCUGCCCUUAAUCCAUUCAUGUACACACUGACCGCUAUCUAUAGUAGACAGAAAUUUAGCCCAAGUGUUGAAGAACAAUCAAGAACAGAUAUGUUUAAAGAAAUGGGAAAGAUAGUGUUGAAGAUCUACCCAUAUGUGCCGACGUACAAGCAGAAAAAGAACAGUACAAUUCUAUCCCUUCGUGAUGUUAUGAAAAAUCGAAGUCUUACGCCUCUCGAAACAGCUCAUUUGAUUUUCCGCAUUCUCAGUUUCAUAGGGAUUCUGCAUGAGCAUGGUCUGGGUCUCAAACAGAUAACAGAAGACGACAUUUUCGUUGCCGUCUUGGACAAUGGGCUAAUUAAGCGAAAGAUUCAGAUAGAUGUUCGUGCUUAUCCUAAUACAUCUACCAAGAAAAACGUCAAUGAUGAUAUGUAUAGUUUUGGAUGUCUUUUAGAGAGGAUUCUAAGAAAAAGCACAAUUCCAAAGGGCGGCCGGUCGGCUGAUACGUAAAUCAGAUUAAAAACAUCUGAAGUGAAACGCUUGAGUUACAAUUAGAAACUGGGAAUAUUGUUCGACAUGACUUACGCACUCGGCGGGUGUUUAGUGUUUUCCUUUUUAUUUCUUCGUGACCGAUAUGUUAUUGUUAUAAAUGUAAAUAUGAUAACAGAUUUCAUGAUUGUUCCCUGUAAUAUUGUAGUUCAUUAAACUACUACACGUCUUUGUAAUUACGGAAUACCUGUUUUCAAAAGGGAAAUAAUUAUUGAUAUAAAUCAGUUUCUGUAUUGUUUCUCUCAAUAAGUAAUUCCAUAAUUGUUCGUUGUUUGUAACAAUAUGGCUUUAAGUUUAAAUUGCACAAAACUGCACUUGAUUUAAUGUUAGAAUAUACUUCAGAAAAAAAAUAUAUUGACUGGAUAAAAAAUAAAAUAUCUGAUUUCGUAUUUAUGAUUUUGAAAACUAAUCCAAGUUUAAUCGAAAUUAAUAGGACAAGAGUCAAAUUCCGCAAGCAACUGCAGAAAAACAUUUGGGUUUGGUCUGUUAAGGCCAAUGUCAGCUUUGCUUGUAGGGUGUAAUCGGUUUCCUCUCAUUAGCAGAGAAGACAAAACAUACGACCCUAAACUGUCGCAUUAUGAUUUUAUGUGUUGUAUCAAUGAAUCAUCUAUUGUGUAGUUAAUAAAAUGGUUA
Molecule: messenger RNA, 3946 nt
Organism: Mercenaria mercenaria
Lineage: Eukaryota; Metazoa; Mollusca; Bivalvia; Venerida; Veneridae
Product: G-protein coupled receptor GRL101-like
Exons: 8
Coding region: 509-3274 (921 amino acids)
Biological process (GO): G protein-coupled receptor signaling pathway
Cellular component (GO): membrane
Molecular function (GO): G protein-coupled receptor activity; protein-hormone receptor activity; protein binding
Source: RefSeq, a predicted model, not a curated record